CAGGAUGCAUGAGCAUGAGUGUUAGUCUCAGCCCCGCACCACUUGUUUUUGGCUACGCAUGGAGAACCACAUAUUGCUCACAUUUCACCCAAAAUCUCCCAGGGACCUUCUGGAUAUCAACUAAUUUGUUGAUCUCUAUGGCAAUUAUGUGGUUGAUUUUUCUGCUACAGCUUAUCAACAGCUUUGAGGGUUUAUCUGGAGCUGAACAUGAGACGCUGUGCACCUCUAACGCCUGCUUCACCCUGCAUAUGAACAGGGUGACCUUUGAGGAGGCCCAUCAGAACUGCGACCACAAUGGAGGUUAUCUGAUGACAGUCAGAGACACAGAAGAGGAGGAUGUGCUUCGUUUGCUUCUUUCACAGAUCCAAGGACAACGUCUGGACAGAGCGUUUAAAUUUUGGAUUGGAUUAAAACUGCACAGAGGGGACUGUGUGCUGCCUGGCAACACUCUCUUUGGGUUUAAGUGGGUAUCUGGGGAGGAAGAUUCCAGCUACUCCAACUGGGAAAAAGAACCUGUCACCACAUGCACAGGAGAGAGAUGUGUAAAGGUUGUCUACACUUUAUCAGAUGAGAGUCAACUGAAAUGGACUGCUGGAGCUUGCAGAAACCCUGCCUUUUAUGCAUGUAAGUUUUAUUUUAAGGGAAUGUGCAAACCUUUGGCUCUACUGGGGUCUGGAGAAAUCACCUACACUACGCACUUCUCAGAAGACCCACUAAGAAGUGAAAUGCAAGCAUUUCCACACGGAACAAAUGCUGUUAUUUUAUGUAGUGAUGAACGGCCUCAGUACUCUGUGUGCAAUGGGGUGGACGACAUUUAUCGGUGGACUGUCCCUGGUCCGUUUUGCAAAGCAGGAAAGCAAAAUUGUGCAAUAAACAAUGGCGGAUGUAAACAUUUGUGCCACCAGGAUGCAGACGAGGUUCAAUGCUCUUGCAAAGAAGGUUACGACCUGGGUGAGGAUGGACUCACUUGCAGGUUUAAAGACUUGUGCGGCGUUGACACCUGUGAGCAACAGUGUGUAAUGAGGGAGUCUGGGUAUUUCUGCAAAUGCUCAGACGGGUUUAUACUUGAUGCAAACCAACGUAACUGCUCUGACAUUGACGAGUGCCAGUCAAAAGCCUGUGAGCAUCAUUUGUGUGUAAAUACACACGGCAGUUACAAAUGUACGUGUAAAGGGGGCUACAAAAUGGUUGACGGUAAAUGCCAUGAUAUAGAUGAGUGCACACAAACAACGUGUGAGCACGGCUGCUCAAACAGUAUCGGAUCCUUCUCUUGUUACUGCAAUGAAGGCUUCACUUUAGCUGAGAAUGGCCGCUCAUGUGCAGACAUGAAUGAAUGUGUCAGUAAUCCCUGUCUAUUCAAAUGUGUCAAUACUGUGGGCAGCUUCUUGUGCACCUGCCUGCAAGGCUUCCACAUGGACACAGAUGGAUUGACCUGCAUUCCAGAUAUGACUGAAACAUCAGUUGCCACAUCAGAUGACCAAGCUGAGGAGGAAACGCAAGAAAACGUCACUGAGUCUUUAACCAGAACCUCAGUCGAGCUCCAACAUCAGUCCCCUCACACUGACGCACCUCGUCCAGACCUGGUGAAUGUCACGCAUGGUAAUAAUCAGAGCAACAGCUCCCUGGUGACAAGUUAUGACAAAACAGUUAAUUCCAGGGUGAUCAUCUGUGUCCUCGGUUCAGUCAUUCCCCUGUUGCUUUUGAUCACAGUGACUCUGGCUAUUGCAAUUAUCCGAUGCAGUCGCUCCAAAAAAGAAGCCAAGAAAAAUACCACCACUGACGGCUACUGCUGGGUGUCGUCUGGUUUGGAUCCACGUUUAGAGAAACUAUAUGAGUCCAUCUUGACUGAUGACCUAUGACCUGAUGGUGAAGGAGAAGACUGUCUUCAAGGACUAUCAUGUUUAUUUAUGUAAUUUAUGUUCUGUGGUAGGCUGUGUUGUUAUCAAAUGAUCACAUAUCAAAUCACAAAUCUUAAAAAAAGUUUUAAAAAAAUUAAAAAAUAUGGCGAGUUUGGCAAGAAGUAGCAAAUGUAAAUAUGUAUAGGUGUUGGUGCAAACGGCUAUUCUGAAGGGGAUGUGAGGGGCUGUGUGUAAUGAAGGUGAAAGGGUGUGUAGUGAACUGGACAGGGUGCCAGAUAAUCCCAGAAAGUUGUACCAGGAUGUAAUGUUGAAAGUCAGUAAUUUAAUGUUAAAAGCAGUCAGCUAAUUAUGUAAUUUCUCUUGUCGCAACUGGCUUAAUUUUUCUGUUAUUUUACCAACAGAAAUGUUUGAGUCAUGUAUGUUGCUUCACUCAACCUGUGAUCAUCUCCUGGAACGUUGUUGUCUUUUCUGAUUUUUUCAUUUUAUUUGUUAAAAUGGAGUUUGCACAAAUAUGAAAAUAUGAUUAAAUGCAGGGCCGUAGCCAUGGAGUCAACAUCUAGGGGGCCCAAAUCUGCUAGAGGGGUCUGCCCCCACCCCACAAAAAAACAUUCAAAAUUUGAAAACUCAUCUCCUAUUUUAUCAUUUAUGGUAACAAGAACAGUUCAUAACAUACAAUAUGAAUAUGCAAUAAAUGAAAGCUGCAACUCCCCCAUAGACAUGCAGCACAACAUGAAGGAUUGACACUUUACUCACACUUUAAGUGGGCAACCUGACAAUUAAGGAGGUCCCUAUUUGCUCAGUUAAGAAAUGGUACCUUAUAACUGUCAGCGUUUAUGUGUUUUUGCAACCUGGUCUCACUCCAAAGGCGUUGAAAUCUGGUGCUUGGGCAGUGACUUGUGUCAUCAGACACCAAACAAGAGGCCAUCCUUACACACCAGCACGGUAUGCGGCCGGUCGCCGUUAUAGUUCAACGGUGCUCGUGGUGUUGGGGAAAUGCGGUGGGACAAGAACAAAAGUUAAGAUGGCAAAAGUCCGAGUAGGAUUGGUUGGAGGGGUGGCGGAUGUGUCCAACAAACAUUGACUUUCACCCUGGAGAGCAGUGUUUGUGUCCUGUAACUUUAUAAAGCCAAACCCUGUUCUUUUUUCCUAAAUCCAACCACAUGUUUUUGUUGAAGGAAAAAAACAUCAAUUUGUGACGUAGUGCGUUUAUUUUGAAAGAGACUGUAGGUAAAUGGUAAAUAUCCUGUGACAAUGGAAGCAUAUUUUGAAAGAAGACUAUGCAUGUGACAGACAGCAACAGUCAACAACCAACGCACCCAGGGUACCUUGCAUAUCAUAUUCUGACAUGGAAACCCCACGGCCAAACGUCGAUAUGUGACAAAGUCAGACUGAGAAUGUGUUGGUUUUUUGUGAUCUUGGUGUUGAGGACAAUUUUCAGUUUGUGUUCUUCCUUUGUGACUUAAAGAAUCACUUGUUUGAAAAAUAAAAGAGUUGAGGGGCCCUGAUUUGUUUUGGUCUCCUGAAGGUUGUAUGUUAAGUUGGCUUAUUAAAAGGGAAGUGUGCAAAUUUUAAAAAUUCCUUCAUGUUAUUCCUACGGUCUAAGACAGUCCAAAAAUAUAGGGAAAAAUGAACAACUCUCUCAGAAAUCCAAAAACUAGAGUGGUAAAACUCAGAUUUGUGAUGUCAUAGGAAGUCUGGAGCUGCUCCACAGACAGUGAAUGGUGAAAGAUGGUCUAGAUGACACUGAGGGCACUCAGGGGGAAUAUUUUGAGUAUAUGGGUGCAUUUUCUGUUUCACAGCUGAGAACACUACAAUAGAAUAAAGCUUGUUUGUGUAUAAAAAAAGAAAAAUACAUUCUGUGGGUCCACAAAAUCAGGCUCCCAUUCACUGUGUAUAGAGCAGCUCCAGACUUUAUUCCCUAUGACAUCACAACUGUGAGACUUCCUACUCUGGUUUCUGGCUUUGAGAGAGAAAAGAUCAUGUUCACAUAGAUUAAUUGAACUUUCACAGGCCACAGGAAUAACAUAUUGGAAUCCUUAAUUUAGGUGGCCUUCCCCUUUAAUGAGGUGAUUUUUGUCUCAGCAAGAGUCAUAGCAAAUGCAUGGAAACCAUUGUGACUUUUGUUUGACAGUAAAUGACAUGACAUGUUUGGUAUGUUUUCUUACUGAAUUUGUGGAGCUGUAUGUUAGACUGCUCAUGACGCUAAUCUGGUUGUUGCCUAGUGGACCAUAUUGUGCAUGACACCAAAAUAAACCAAUCAGUCACUGGACAAAUCUCCUGCAGACCAGCAGUGCAUGGCAACAAGGGCGUAGGGUUUGUUUCAGUAUUGGUGGGGUGGCACAUUUGAAAUGGGGGAUGAACAUUUUGGGCAUCAAACACUUAAUUUUCUGCAUUCUGAUGCAUUCUAAUGCAACACAUUGCCUUUUCUGCAUUGAUUUUUGUUGUAAAUGUCUUUACAUUACCAAUGCAUGGUAAUACUAGGACCGGCUAUAAUGAUGGACAUUUGUUGAGUUUAUUUAUGAUUAUGAUUAAAUCUGCUUUUUUUUUUGAGCAUGUUCAAUAUUGGUGUUCCACGCAAUAUAUAAGUACUGUUUCGAUGUAAUGAUAAACACAUGUACAUCAGAGUAUGGAAUCAAUAUACUGUAUAUUAUGUGAUGAUUAAGUUGUGCUUUGAGUCAAAAA
Molecule: messenger RNA, 4541 nt
Organism: Epinephelus fuscoguttatus (brown-marbled grouper)
Lineage: Eukaryota; Metazoa; Chordata; Actinopteri; Perciformes; Serranidae
Product: complement component C1q receptor
Exons: 1
Coding region: 9-1859 (616 amino acids)
Molecular function (GO): calcium ion binding
Source: RefSeq, a predicted model, not a curated record